AUGGCGACACUGACGGUGCAACAAAUUAUCGAGCUGGUGACCAGAGAACAGGACAUACGGGCGAGCAUCGCGCGGGUCGCCAGAGUGCUCAAGGUGGGUGGGCUGCUGAUCGUGUGGCGGGCGCUGCGGGGUGGAGCGGGCGCUGCAGCGCGACUGGCAGCGGCUGCGGCAACGGUGGCCACGGCGUACCCGUGGCUACUACGGGCGACGGGCAGCCGGUGGGCCGCGUGGAACGGUACAAUUGGGGCGGGGCUGGCGCUGGCCGGCGGCGUGCCGGAGUGGCUGGCGUCUUACGUGGCAGUGGAGGCUGCGGCGAAUGCAGGGGCCGGGCUGGACGCGGCGGUGGGGAAGGCCGGGCCGCGGACGCGGGUGCUGCUGAAGCAGGCGGUAGCAGCGGUGCUGGUCGUGGCGCUGCACCAGGCAACAGUGAAGGCCGGGCUUGCUUCGCGAGCGCUGUUUGCGCGGCGCUCGUUCGCCAUGGACUUUGCGCUCUUCUACGGUGUGUGGAACGCGCUGUCGCUUGGGCGCAUGGCGAAACAAGCGCUGCUAGGGGGACGGCGCGUGCCAGAGCGGCGGCGGGCGACUGCGGACGCGGAUGAGGAGCUUGCGCCGAACGCGCAGCACCUGGUGCGGCGGCUGCGCGAGCUCAACGAGCUGGCGGGUGCGGGCAGUGAGCGCGUCGAAAAGCUACUCGGUGGCACGGUCGGGCGCAACUUCACCAUCUGUCUGAAGUGGGCGAUAUGGCGCCAGACCGUGAGCUGGCUGUUCAACUGCCGCCCUGUGCGCAAUGUAGGGGGCUCCCAGAAAGUGGCGGUGAUCAUGCUGUCUUUUCUGGCCCUGAACGGCGACGAGUACCUGAACGUAAACGGGCGCAUGUUGCGCUUCCUGCUGCGCAGUGUGGUUACUCAGCUGCUGGCUGCCAGGGACCCCCUGCUCAGGCCACUACUGAUGGUAGCGGGUCUGAACCUCGAAUUCUACUUCUAUGGACGGUAG
This is a messenger RNA of Eremothecium gossypii ATCC 10895, 993 nucleotides long. It is a transcript of the gene PEX35, whose product is annotated as Pex35p. The transcript has a single exon. The record is from RefSeq and is marked provisional. NCBI's taxonomy places the organism in Eukaryota, Fungi, Ascomycota, Saccharomycetes, Saccharomycetales, Saccharomycetaceae. Bases 1 to 993 code for a protein of 330 amino acids.